AUGGGUGUUUUCCAGGACGUGGCGGGCCCUGCCCUGCAGCAGUAUCAGCAGCUUGGCUUUGGCUCCCAGAUCGGUGUCGCGGUUGUCGGAUCUCUGGUGCUCAUUGUCGUGCUCAAUGUUCUCAACCAGAUCCUUUUCCAGAACCCCAAUGAGCCGCCCAUGGUCUUCCACUGGUUCCCCCUCGUCGGCAGCACCAUCACGUACGGCAUGGACCCGCCCAAGUUCUUCAAGGACAAUCGCAAGAAGUACGGCGAUGUGUUCACCUUCGUUCUCCUCGGCAAGAAGACCACUGUCGCCCUCGGCACCCAGGGCAACGACUUCAUCCUCAACGGCAAGAUCCGCGACGUCAACGCCGAGGACAUCUACAACAAGUUGACUGGUCCCGUCUUCGGCAGCGAUGUCGUGUACGACUGCCCCAACGCCAAGCUCAUGGAGCAGAAGAAGCGUCGCUUCCAAGUCGCUGACCGAUAUUCCCUUGGCCCUUCGCAGUUCAUGAAAGUUGCUCUGACUACUGAGGCCUUCCGCUCCUACGUCCCCAUCAUCUCGGACGAGGUUACCUCGUACAUCAAGCGCUGCCCCGACUUCAAGGGAGAGUCGGGCAUCGUCGACAUCCCCGCCAAGAUGGCCGAGAUCACCAUUUUCACCGCCUCGCACGCUCUGCAGGGCAAGGAUAUCCGAGACAAGUUUGACGAGACUCUGGCCGAUCUGUACCACGACCUCGACAUGGGCUUCAGCGCCAUCAACUUCCAGCUGCACUGGGCCCCUCUCCCGUGGAACAACAGGCGAGACCACGCCCAGAGGACCGUUGCCAAGAUUUACAUGGACACCAUGGCUGAGCGCCGCGCUCGUGGCGACACUGGCAAGCAGGACAUGAUGACUCACCUCAUGAACGCCCAGUACAAGGACGGCAGACCUGUUCCCGACCACGAAAUUGCCCACAUGAUGAUUGCGCUGCUCAUGGCCGGCCAACACUCGUCCUCGUCAACCAGCGCCUGGAUCAUGCUGCGCCUGGCCUCGAGGCCUGACAUCAUGGAGAUGCUCUACCGGGAGCAGGUCGAGGCCCUCGGCGCCGACCUGCCGCCGCUGACCUAUGAGGAUCUUGCCAAGCUCCCCCUGAACCAGGCCAUCAUCAAGGAGACUCUCCGUCUUCACGCUCCUAUCCACUCGAUCAUGCGCGCCGUCAAGCAGCCGAUGCCCGUCCCUGGCACCAAAUAUGUCGUCCCCACCAACCACAUCCUCCUGUCCGCCCCGGGUGUGACCGCCAGCGACGAGCAGUACUUCCCUGAGCCUGACCUGUGGGAUCCUCGCCGCUGGGACAAGGAGUCGCCUCUUGCCCCGACUAUUGUGCGCAACGAGAUCAUCGAGGACGAUGAGAAGAUCGACUACGGCUACGGACUGGUGAGCAAGGGCUCGACCUCGCCAUACCUGCCUUUUGGUGCCGGCAGGCAUCGUUGCAUUGGCGAGCACUUUGCCAAUGCCCAGCUGCAAGUCAUUACCGCUGAGAUUGUACGGCAGUUCAAGUUUAGCAACGUCGACGGCAGCAACUCUGUCAUCGGCACCGACUAUGCUUCGCUCUUCUCUCGUCCUCUGUCACCUGCCAACAUCCGCUGGGAGAAGAGGUGA
Molecule: messenger RNA, 1623 nt
Organism: Thyridium curvatum
Lineage: Eukaryota; Fungi; Ascomycota; Sordariomycetes; Thyridiales; Thyridiaceae
Exons: 3
Coding region: 1-1623 (540 amino acids)
Biological process (GO): ergosterol biosynthetic process
Molecular function (GO): heme binding; monooxygenase activity; iron ion binding
Source: RefSeq, a predicted model, not a curated record